Messenger RNA from Fomitopsis serialis, 1123 nucleotides. RefSeq lists its product as uncharacterized. The record is from RefSeq and is a predicted model, not a curated record. The coding region runs from base 104 to 733 and encodes 209 amino acids. NCBI's taxonomy places the organism in Eukaryota, Fungi, Basidiomycota, Agaricomycetes, Polyporales, Fomitopsidaceae. The transcript is spliced from 3 exons.
ACGCACAGUUGUGGUGUCCGUCACAGAAAUCCCAUCCGUGUCACCGGAACUUGGACUCGUGCGGGAAGUGGAUGCUCUAUCCUCUCAGCAACUCGACUCACCCAUGAUUGACGGUCGGUCGCGGCCGCAACGCGCAUUGACCAUUACCCUCGAUGAUGACGAAGAAUUUGCAGCAGCCGAAGAUACACCCAUUAAUCUAGUCAACUCGCCGAACAUGCCGCUUUUCUACCCAGACUCUGAGAGCGGCUCCUCCCCUGUGCUCGGGCUUGAUGCGACGAUCCGUGAUGAUCUUGGUCCUCAGGCUAUGACUGGUGAUACUCCCGGCCGACUCCAGCUCAACCAGAAUGCUCAGCUGCGUCAUCCUGUCGAACAUCAACUUCUUGCUUCGCCCAACGCAGCCGAGAAGGAAACGCAAUCUUACUCUGCCGGGAAUCAACGUCUCGCUUCCUUGGGAACUUAUCAUGCUGUCUCUGGUUCUGUGUCCUCGGCGACUGCUACCUCUCAGGCUCUGACUUCCGUUCGUUCAUACGCCUACCCCGAGUUUGAGAACCUCCGACUGAAACUCGCGGAAUCGGAGAUCGAGAACAAGAAGAUCAACGAUAUUCUGGCAGCGCGUGAGGCCGUCAUCAGAGAUCUCGAGGAGGAGGGAGCGCAGCGCAGGAGAGACGGUCGAACGCUGACCAUGCGGUUGAUCGGUGCGUCCCCAUUCAAUUUUUCAGUGGCAGAGUCUUAGAGCUGGGCGGGUAGAGGCUGAGUGGCAGAUCGAUAUAUUGCGCGCUGAGGAGGAAUACAGCGCUCGUUGUUUCGGCUACCUCGCUGGCGAAUUCCAGAAGGUUGCCCCGGAGAGGCACGGUACGUCGAGUCUCACUGUCGCUGGCUUAGUCUUUCGUUGAACGAAAGACUGAUUGGACAUGGAUGGUACUAACUUGGGACCUGUUCGUAGCUCUGAUAAUCCCCAUUCUAAUCGACAGCUCUCUGGAUGACUAAUAGUCUCGGUGAACUGGGAAGGCAUGGUUUAUCGGGGAUCACAUACUAUAUCUCAUUCCCUUGGACGAUGUUGUUGUGACUCUAUUCCAUGUGUUUGUAUCUUGUAUAUCGUUAGCAAUCGUAGCCCAGAGCGGAA